Molecule: messenger RNA, 2093 nt
Organism: Photinus pyralis (common eastern firefly)
Lineage: Eukaryota; Metazoa; Arthropoda; Insecta; Coleoptera; Lampyridae
Product: putative nuclease HARBI1
Exons: 5
Coding region: 859-1974 (371 amino acids)
Source: RefSeq, a predicted model, not a curated record
UUAUAAUCCGUUUAUUAAGAAUACUUUUUAUUUUAAUUCAUUAUAUAUUUGUUUAGCAGAUAGCCUAUUGUUUCCACUACUAAUUCGUAUUUUUAGUUUAUAUUAAAAACUUACUCAUGCAUAUCUAUACAUGAUUUAAAAAAUGUAUGCCAUCUCAGACAUACAUACCUCCCCUACAACAUCGAAAGUAAAACAAUAAUAUAUUAUUCUACGAGCAUAUAAAGAGUGCGAUUAUGACACGAGGUGAAGUUUGCAACAUGUAAUUCUUCCGAGUGUCAUAAUCGCCUUUAUAUGUAAGUAAAAUACGCUAUUUUAUCUACGACUGUUUAAUUAAAUAGCAAAUGCGGCAUCUGAAUCAGUUUGAAACGCGGCCACUUCAUAGCGGUAGCGCAAUGUACGCCUAUGGUUUGGUUUGUGUUCGUUCAUUCGUUGACGGUAUUUAACCUCAAAUCUAAUUCAAUGUCCAGGGCCCUGAUUCUAAUUGAGAUUUCGACCGAAAACACGUCGAAAUUAGUAUGGCGACGUCGAAAUGCGACUCGGGGAGCCUGGCGGAUUUCGGCUGAACUAAUAAUAUGACGUCAUUAAAUUUCAACUAAUCGAAAUUAAUUUCAACUACUAGAGAGUGGUUGAAAUUUACAUUUCGAGUCGAAAAUCUUAACGGACAUAUUUUGUUUUCGAGAUUUGACGUAUAAAUGCAAUAUUAACCUUAAAAAUAAUCUUUUUAGUGAUCGUUGAUAAUAAUGAUUUACAUUUCGGUUUUAUCUUUGAGGUCGUGUUUCUUUACUAUAUGAUAUAUCAUUAUUUUGCGGUAUUCUGUUUUACUUAUAAUAAUAAUUGUGCUUGGUUUAGUUAAUAGUAAUGGCUGCGUUAUUUGGAAAUUUACUUAUUUUGGAGGCAUUGGAAGUAGAAGAAAACAGACGGUAUCAGCGGGUUAUGAAAAGAAUGGUCAGAGAUGCGCAAAACCCAUUUUCAUUGAGCGAAUCUCAAUUUAGACAACAGUUCCGCUUAAAUAAGGAUGCUGCAAUGUACCUAUUAAGGGUGCUAGCACCACAUUUGGUGGAGGGUGUUUAUACUUCGAAGAUACCCAAAAUGGUUAGGGUACUCUCAGUUAUACAUUUUUAUGGUGUUGGAAGCUACCAAAGGGGACUUGCCAACAAUUUUUUUACAUGCAUUAGUCAAUCAAGCCUUAGUCGCAGUAUCACUGAGGUUACGGAUGCAAUACUUAGACAUUUAACAAGAAGAUGGAUUAAAUUCCCUAGAAAUGAUGUGGAACGGAAUGUUAAUAAAGAAAGGUUUCAUGCAGUAUUUAAUAUGCCUGAAAUAAUAGGAGUUGUGGAUGGCACUCAUAUAGCUAUAGUUAAGCCAAGGGUCGAUGAACAUAUGUUUGUAAAUAGAAAAGGAUAUCACAGCUUAAAUUGUCAAAUAAUAUGUGACGCAGAUAUGAAAAUUAUAAAUAUUGUAUCUCAAUGGCCAGGUAGCACACAUGAUGCAUUUAUUUGGAGAUCGAGCCGAAUUGGAAGAGCCUUGCGUGCAAACUAUGAAAAUGGACAACGCCAUGAUAGGAUAAUGGGGGAUUCAGGAUAUCCGUGUCUUCCAUGGUUAUUAGUGCCCUUUGCUCGUACAAAUACACAGAGACAAGAAGUUUUCAAUAAUACAUUCAAACAGUCUCGAAGUGUGGUUGAAAGGUGCAUUGGUCUUCUCAAAGGUAGACACAGAUGCCUUUUGAAAGAUAGAGUGUUACAUUAUGCACCAAAUAAGGCUGCAAGAAUAGUUUUAGCCUGCGCAAUACUACAUAACAUUGCCAUUCAUUAUAGGGUACCAAAUCCUAUCCCCCUUUGGGACGAAAUUGAUCAGGAACCACUUCCACAACCUCUGUUGGAUCAACAGGAUCUUCUCUUAAGGAAUUUGGGUCAACAAAGUCGAGAAGCUUAUGUGGACCAAUAUUUUAAUUUUGUUGACAAUAAUAUUGUUUAAUGUUUACAAUUUUGUAAGUUUCAUUUUCAUUGUAGUAAACUUUUUAUUUUAUUUUUAUGAUAAAAAAGCAAGGUACUUAUUAUGUGUAUUAGUAUUGUUAUGUGUAUACGUUAUCAUAA